UUGGAAUGUGCAAUCGGGCAACAGAUAGAGAGGAUCCCUGCCCCACGGUGGGUUAACAGCCCAAACAAACGGGCGGGAGCGCGGGGAUCGGCUGGGGUCACGACUCUCGUGCAGCGCGCGAGCUCGGCCAGCAGAGGGCGCUGCGUCCGGCCCGGCCUUGGUCGACCAUGUCUUCGCUGCUGGGGUGGCGGCUGGCCGGGAGGUUCAACGGGUUGUGCUCCCGCUCGGUCGCCAGCAAGGUCCCGUCUCCCGGAGGGCGGUCCCGUUGGUGCGCGAGCGCCGGCCACCCCCGGGCCUCCUCCAUGGCGGUGAGCCUGAGCCUCCAGCCGUCUUCCCGCUGCCUGUGGGACGAGCCGGUGCGGGUGUCGGUGCGGGGCCUGCGGCCGGGGCAGGCGGUGACGCUGCGCGCCUCGCUCCGCGACGAGUCCGGGGAGCCGUUCCGGUGUCAGGGCCUGUACCGGGCGGACGAGGGCGGGCGGCUGGAGCUGGACCGCUCCCCGGCGCUGGGCGGCAGCUUCUCCGGCCUGGAGCCCAUGGGGCUCAUCUGGGCCCUGGAGCCCGCCAGGCCCCUGUGGCGGCUGAUCAAGCGGGACGUGCGGACCCCGUUCGCCGUCGAGCUGCAGGUGCUGGACGGCCACGACCCCUCGCCCGGGCCCCUGCUGGCCACGGCCGUCCACGAGCGGGCUUUCAUGGCCCCGGGGGUCAGGAGGAUCCCCCUGCGCGAAGGCAAGGUGCGAGCCACCCUCUUCCUGCCCCCAGGUCCAGGCCCUUUCCCCGGGAUCAUUGACCUAUCUGGAGCCGGAGGCGGUCUUUCUGAAUACAGAGCAAGCCUGCUGGCCGGUCACAAUUUUGCCACGCUCGCCCUUGCUUAUUAUAAGUACGACGACCUCCCCAAAGAAAUGAAGGAUUUACACCUGGAAUAUUUUGAAGAGGCUGUGGAAUACCUACGGAAACACCCACAGGUGAAAGGGCCUGGGAUUGGACUGCUUGGGCGCUCAAAAGGCGGCGACCUUUGUCUGUCCAUGGCCUCCUUCCUGAAGGGCAUUACCGCCACCGUCACCAUCAACGGUUCCGUGGCCAACGUGGGAGCGGCCUUACACUACAAGGGCACCACCAUCCCGCCGGUCGGCAUCAACCCGAAGCGGGUCAAGAUCACUCAGUCGGGCCUGGUGGACAUCGUGGAUGUCCUGAACAGCCCCCUGGAGGAGCCCGACACCCAGAGCUUCAUCCCGGUCGAGAAGGCCGAGUGCCGCUUCCUCUUCAUUGUCGGCCAGGACGACCACAACUGGAAGAGCGAGUUCUUGGCCACCGAAGCCGCCAAACGGAUCCAGGCGCACGGAAAGGAAAAGCCCCAGAUCAUCUGCUAUCCCGGGACCGGGCACUACAUCGAACCCCCGUACUUCCCCAUGUGUCCGGCCUCCAUGCACGCCCUGGUGGGCAAACCGGUCAUCUGGGGCGGGGAACCCAAGGCCCACUCCGUGGCUCAAGUGGAUGCCUGGCAGCAGAUCCAGCGCUUCUUCCGCAGGCACCUGGACGGAGACCCAGAGGUGACCCCCACCAAAUUAUAAGUCUGCGGUGCCGGGACCAUGGGAGCCACGGGCUGGUCGGAGAAGGGGAACGAAAGAAUCCCCCGGCAAGUCGCGGUCAGCUAGGGAGUUUUGGCCGUUGGAAUUGUUUCGGAUCGCUGUCCGGAGGGCCUAGAAUUGUUAUUUCCAGAGCGGGCUCCCUCCCGGCCCCCCGCCGUAAAAGUCAGGUCUCCCGGGGGGAAAAACGGAGCUUAUGGGAGAAGGGAGUUCGUCCGGGUGGUUUCCGUUUGGUUUAUGUUCAUCGUGGCAGCUGACUUUGUGUGGCUUUUGAUUUCCAAAUUUCACUCUCCGGUUUCGAGUUAGGAGGCUUCGUUUACUAACUAAAAGGAAUUUAAAACUAACCAGGCCUAAUAUCAUUUACAGACCGUGUUCAAGUUUGGAUUCACCGAAGCUGCCCACUUAAAAUUCUCCAUUCAAAUGA
Messenger RNA from Ornithorhynchus anatinus (platypus), 2007 nucleotides. RefSeq names its product acyl-coenzyme A thioesterase 1. Gene Ontology annotation, biological process: fatty acid metabolic process; acyl-CoA metabolic process. The transcript is spliced from 3 exons. Lineage: Eukaryota; Metazoa; Chordata; Mammalia; Monotremata; Ornithorhynchidae. Gene Ontology annotation, molecular function: fatty acyl-CoA hydrolase activity. Bases 168 to 1568 code for a protein of 466 amino acids. The record is from RefSeq and is a predicted model, not a curated record.